CCAAUGGGUAUAAAGCCAUCACUGGAUGCAACUGAAGAACAUUCAGAAGCAAAACGAGAAGAUGGAGGCAUUGGGAUUCCUGGUGCUAUGCAGUGCGAUGUUCUCACAUUGUGUUCAAGCUCAAGACUCCUGUCGAUACAACUGCGGAAACCACCUGGGAAGCUGUUCCUGCGACUACUCCUGUCAAUACAAUGGCAACUGUUGCUUUGACUACUACUCUCAGUGUUCAUACACUCCAAUUACACCAGAUGUUCCUACAGCUCAAGACUCCUGUCGCUACAACUGUGGGAACCACCUAGGAAGAUGUUCCUGUGACUACUCCUGUGAAUCCUAUGGCAACUGUUGCGAUGACUACUACUAUCAAUGUAUAUCCCCUACAGCAGACCCACCCUUUCAUACACCAGAUGUUACUACAGCUCAAGAAUCCUGUCGCCACAACUGUGGCUACAACCUGGGAAGCUGUUCCUGCGAGUACUACUGUCAAUCAUACGGCAACUGUUGCUAUGACUACAACUCUCAGUGUCCAUACACUACAAUUACACCAGAUGUUACUACAGCUCAAGACUCCUGUCGCUACAACUGUGGGAACCACCUAGGAAGUUGUUCCUGUCACUACUCCUGUGAAUCCUAUGGCAACUGUUGUGAUGACUACUACUAUCAAUGUAUAUCCCCUACAGCAGACCCACCCUUUCAUACACCAGAUGUUACUACAGCUCAAGAAUCCUGUCGCCACAACUGUGGCUACAACCUGGGAAGCUGUUCCUGCGAGUACUACUGUCAGUCAUAUGGCAACUGCUGCUAUGACUACAACUCUCAGUGUCCAUACACUACGAUUACAGAAGAGGUUAUUACAGCUCAAGACUCCUGUAGCUACAACUGUGGGAACCACCUGGGAAGCUGUUCUUGCGACUACUCCUGUCAAUACUACGGCAACUGUUGCUAUGACUACUACUAUCAAUGUGUAUCCCCUUCACCAGGCCCAACCUUUGAUACUACAGUUAAUAACUGUGGUGGGUGGCUGUACUCUACUGAGGGGUAUAUUACCAGCCCCAACUACCCACAACAGUAUCCUAACAACAUGAAUUGUGUGUGGGUCAUCAGUCCAGGCUAUGAAGUUAUAGAACUGGAGUUCCUCCAUGUUGAAUUAGAGGGGUCAGACUGCAGAUUUGAUGGCAUCCAGGUCUAUGAUGGCCCCAGUAUUAACCAAAGGCAGCUUGGCAGAUUGUGUGGUAAUCAGAGGUCUACUUUCCACUCCACUGGUAAGACUCUGACCGUACGCUUCACCACUGACGGUAGCCAGACAUACCAAGGAUUUCGGGCCGAAUACAGAGUUGUGGCGGACGGUUCCUGCAGAUAUAACUGUGGCUAUUUGGUCGGAAACUGUUCCUGCGACUACUCCUGUGAAUCCUAUGGCAACUGUUGCUAUGACUAUCUAUCCCAGUGUAUGGGCACUACAGCAUACCCACCAGAUGUUACUACAGCUCAAGAAUCCUGUCGCUAUAACUGUGGGAACCACCUGGGAAGCUGUUCUUGCGACUACUCCUGUCAAUACUACGGCAACUGUUGCUAUGACUACAACUCUCAGUGUUCACACACUACAUUUACACCAGAUGUUACUACAGCUCAAGAAUCCUGUCGCUACAACUGUGGGAACCACCUGGGAAGCUGUUCUUGCGACUACUCCUGUCAAUACUACGGCAACUGUUGCUAUGACUACUACUCUCAGUGUUACGAUACAAGUACAACAGAUGUUCCUACAGUUAAUAACUGUGGUUGGUGGCUGUACUCUACUGAGGGGUAUAUUACCAGCCCCAACUACCCACAACAGUAUCCUAACAACAUGGAUUGUGUGUGGGUCAUCAGUCCAGGCUAUGAAGUUAUAGAACUGGAGUUCCUCCAUGUUGAAUUAGAGGGGUCAGACUGCAGAUUUGAUGGCAUCCAGGUCUAUGAUGGCCCCAGUAUUAACCAAAGGCAGCUUGGCAGAUUGUGUGGUAAUCAGAGGUCUACUUUCCACUCCACUGGUAAGACUCUGACCGUACGCUUCACCACUGACAGUAGCCAGACAUACCAAGGAUUUCGGGCCGAAUACAGAGUUGUGGCGGACGGUUCCUGCAGAUAUAACUGUGGCUAUUUGGUCGGAAACUGUUCCUGCGACUACUCCUGUGAAUCCUAUGGCAACUGUUGCUAUGACUAUCUAUCCCAGUGUAUGGGCACUACAGCAUACCCACCAGAUGUUACUACAGCUCAAGAAUCCUGUCGCUAUAACUGUGGGAACCACCUGGGAAGCUGUUCUUGCGACUACUCCUGUCAAUACUACGGCAACUGUUGCUAUGACUACAACUCUCAGUGUUCAUACAAUACAUUUGCAACAGAUGUUACUACAGCUCAAGAAUCCUGUCGCUACAACUGUGGGAACCACCUGGGAAGCUGUUCUUGCGACUACUCCUGUCAAUAUGACGGCAACUGUUGCUAUGACUACUACUCUCAGUGUUACAAUACAGCAUCCCCAGAUGUUACUACAGGUCCACCUUGCGGAGGCUCUCUAUCCAUCUCUGGGUCGUUCUCCAGCCCGGGCUACCCUGGCAACUACCACGACAACAGCCACUGCGUGUGGCAGCUGAGAGCAUCGAAUGACCAUAAGAUAUACCUGUCAUUCAUUGACCUCCAGUUGGAGAACUGCUGUUCCUGUGACUACGUAGCCGUCUAUGAUGGACCCAGCGUGAACUCGCAACCUUUGGGGAAAUUGUGCAACAACACGUUGAACUUCUUCCAGUCCUCCUCCACGUACCUCACUGUUCUCUUCCGGACGGACGGCUCAGUGACCGGCCGAGGGUUCAACGCCGAAUUCAAAAGCUCUCUUCCACCAGGCGCAGGUCGAGUGGAGUGUUCUUCAGACAACAUGAACAUUGUGAUUGAGAAGUCCUACCUCGACUCUCUGGGCUACGAUGGCCACAGUCUGUACUUGAAUGACCAGUACUGCAGACCCCAAAUCUCUGCAUUCCAAGUGAUCUUCAGUUUCCCGAUGAAUACUUGUGGCACAGAACAAAAGUUUGAGAGUGGCAGAAUCGUAUAUACGAAUGCGGUGCGCGCCUUUGAGUCCGACUACGGUCUGAUCACGCGUCAGUCCUCCCUCAAGUUGAACGUGGACUGUCACAUGGAGCCGGACACCACAGUCCAGAACCUGUAUAUCGCCCGGGCCGGGGUAAAUGACAGUAUCACGGGCAUGGGCAGAUUCAACGGGACCAUGGCCUUCUACACCUCCAGAAGUUUUACAUAUAUGGUGACCCAGGUUCCAUACAUGGUGACCCUGAACCAGGCCAUGUACGUCCAGGUGAACCUGAGGAGGGACGACAAAGGCCUGGUUCUCUUCCUUGACACGUGUGUGGCUUCGCCCUCGCCCCACGACUUUCAAAACAACGCUUACGACCUUGUCCGCAACGGAUGCGGCGUAGACAGCACCUACCAGGCCUACGACUCGGGCACCAAGAGCUACGCCCGCUUCACCUUCAGGGCCUUCCAGUUCCUGCGGACCCACGAGUCGGUGUACCUGCAGUGCAAGGUGGUGGUCUGCCCCGCCUCCGCCUCCAACUCCCGCUGCCGCCGGGGCUGCAGCAGGCGUAGGGCCCGGGCGCUCAGGGCCUCCGAGGACAGCCACACCCUGGUCCUGGGGCCGCUCACGCUGCAAGACCUGGGGAGCCAGGGUGAAGCGAGUGUGAAGGAGGAGGUGGCGCCCGAGAAGACCAUUGAUAUUUGAUUAAUCAUGGGUUUUCAGCCAUUGUUUCUAAUCAAUUGUACUUCUGCUCUUUGUGUUGUGUUAUCUGCUGUUCGGCCAACACUGUUAAGACUCUCCUUUCAUCUUCAUUCCGAUUAAAAGCAUAUCUAACGACAA
Molecule: messenger RNA, 3889 nt
Organism: Gadus morhua (Atlantic cod)
Lineage: Eukaryota; Metazoa; Chordata; Actinopteri; Gadiformes; Gadidae
Product: deleted in malignant brain tumors 1 protein
Exons: 36
Coding region: 26-3754 (1242 amino acids)
Molecular function (GO): serine-type endopeptidase activity
Source: RefSeq, a predicted model, not a curated record